AUGUCUCGCACCUGCAUCCUCGUCGUCGGGUUGCCCCUGGGUGCCUGCUUGUGCUUCGUGGUCUACGCCAUCUUCGUGGUGCCCGCACUGGAGCCCGGGUUGCGGGACGGCGUGGACCUGAUGGGCGGGCACCACUUGCAGGGCCGCGAGUACCUGUACCUCGUGUACUGGGCGUGUGCAGGCACGCUCAUCACGCUGGCUGCGUGUCUGGGCCUCACCAGGCUCUGCAGGUGCCAAGUCAAGGACUUUGCAGACGAGUACGCCACCGGUGGUGGUGGUGGUGCCUCAUCGUCGUCGUCGUCGUCGCCAGCAGGAAGAGGAACCCUCCUGCGAGGGGGCCACCACCAGCCUGUAAACCUUCUUUUUCUUGCAACCUCGUCAUUGUCAUCAGGGAAGCAGCAACAGUCGGUCAAGUUGCCGUCCUUUAUUGCUGCUGCGUCUGGCCUGUCGUCGUCCCCAUCCUCACCAGCAGCCCCGUCUUCUGCAUUGGCCUUGACCAGAACCCUGACUGUGCAACCCAGCACGAACCCGGGCUUCGUGUUUGACGACGACGACGACGACAACGACGACGACGACGACGGGUUGCCGACGACGAUUCGAUCGUUGGAGGAAAAGCUGGCUGCAGCCCGCGUGUGGCCCAAUACUUAUUCUGGUACUGCCGGGAUGGGCCAGCGAUGGAGGUCCAUGCCCUUCGAGCGGGGUUUCAGUCUGGCCUGGGACGACGACCUGGGCUUCGAUGACUUGAAACUUGGCGACGAGCCUUUGACUCCGGAAGUGGACGCAUCCAUUUCCGAGAAACUGCGAACGAUACAGACUAGGUCCGCGUCGAAAACGAACUUUGUCCCUGACACGCCGACGACGACGGACGACGGCGUCGUCGUCGAGGAAGCGGAUCUCUUCCCUUCUUCUUCUUCUUCUUCUUCGACUCAUCCUCCGCCUAGCUUCCUGACGACGAUGACCUCGUCCCACAUUGACUUAUUUCCCGACACUUGCUCGUCAUCAACGUCGACGACGACAGGAAACAAACAAUAA
Messenger RNA from Notodromas monacha, 1032 nucleotides. NCBI's taxonomy places the organism in Eukaryota, Metazoa, Arthropoda, Ostracoda, Podocopida, Cyprididae. The record is from the annotation of a GenBank genome assembly.